AUGUCCUUUUCCCACUGUUUGCCAGCAUUGCCCAAGGAGGAGAUCACCCCGAAGCCAAAGAAGAGGAAAGAAAAACGGCUGAGUGACAUCAAACUUGACAAACCGACAGGCGACGACGAACCUGUUACAAAAGUCGACACAGCCGCUUUGGCCAAGAAAGUCCGUGACUGGCAGAAGAAUACUGUGAUGGGUUCUUGCUUGGAUGGUUCUACUUUGGAACACCUGGGUGUAGCGGAGAAGACGCUGUCUGAGGAAUCCUGGCUCGCGGUUUCAAAGACUGGUUUGCUUUGCAUCCCAUGCAACCGAGCUUCGCUGAAUGGGGCAUGGUCUGAUGGAACUGCAGGCAGUGAUGUAAAAGACCUGCGGCUUUGGUUUGUUACCAAGCAUGCCAAGAGCAAAAGUCAUGUCCAGGCAGUGAAGCAGAUGUUGAAAGUGAACGCAGGGCCUGCGGGGGCCCCCGCCCUUUCAGAGUUUGAAGAUGUCUUAGACCAACUUCAAUCGGGAUCCUCACUCAGAGGCACGUCCAAAUCAUCUUUCUCAGACAAAGUCGCUCUCAUUGCCUGGAGCCUCCAAGAAGCUGCAUUGUGUGAGAUUAGGGAGCAUCUCAGAAAUGCUCAAACUUUGUCUUUGACCAGGGACGCGCGACGCCAGCGCCUCCUGAUCCGAUUUGGAUCGUGUGAUGGGAAAGGAAACAGCCAUGCCGGCAUCUUGGGAUUAGUUCGGGAUUUUGGGGACAAUGCGGGUGAGAUCGUCAAAGCCACUCGACAUAUUUUGAAGCGGGUAUGUACCUCCUGGGGGGCGCCUCCACGGUGGUAUCACGGACCGCCGGCCUAUUUCAAUGAGGAACUCUUCAACUAUGUUCGGGAACACAUUGAAUUGCUGACAACCGAUGCGGCUGCUAAUGAAAUCCUGGCGAGCAAUAUUGGGGCUGGUCACCGCAGUAGCAAGCUUGAAGGAGACACCGUGGAAACUGCGCUGACUCCAAACUUGAAGAUGAUCGGGAGGGACAAAGCUCACAGUUUCAGGCGGUUGAUGACAAGGCCUUUCAAAUGUGAUGAGUACUUGGAUUCUAUUGUUGAUGAGUUUGUCACAGCCAAAUCUUCAGUGGUGCAGCGGCUGCACAACUCUUGGGACUUAAAGAGGAUCUUGACUGAGGAGAUUGAAGCUGCUGAUCCUGAGCUUGGGACAAACAUGAAAUCUCUGAGGGCAGCUAAGCACCGCUUUGAGAGCUUGGCGGCACCGAUGGGGAGGUGUAUCCUUUAUCUCCCACAGUUCCUAAAGACUAUGCAGCGGAUUUGUGAGUCCAGGGCUGACAAUAUUGCGACUGAGACCAAAGCCUUUCUUCAAGGCUUGACAGCAGAGAAGCUUCUACAGCUCUCAUUACUCGCUGAUGGGCUGGACGAAACAAUGUUGCUUGUCAGGAUUGUGGACGCUGAAAGCGUCGAUGUCGCUAGCUUACCAUUAGACAUACAGGCUUUGGUUGAUCGACUGCAUGGUUUGUUUGGCCCGGAUCGCCUUGCAUUGACAACACCCGGGUACACAAAGUAUAUGACAGACCUCCUGCAACAAGGAAACGUGUCCUACAUUGUCAAAGGACAGGUUCAUCGACUGAGGCUGCCGAAUGCUGCUGCAACAAUGGACCGUUUGUUCCACCGAAUGGGAUGCUGGAUGAAGUUAGUCAUGGAAGUUCUUCGGACGGAAUGGCCAGACUAUACUUUGUUUGCUUCACUGGGCAUCUUUGGAUUGGCUAAGACUACGGCUAAGACAACAAUGGCUGUGACUGAGUUCUCGGUUGAUGAUACAACAUCAGGACGGGAUCGAACAGAUGAACGCAUUGACAAGGGCCUGAAAAGGCAAACUCCGGAUGGUGAGCCAAACACCAUACAAGCAUGGCUGCGGAAGAGGAGACGAGGAGUUGACCAUGCCAUUCAAAGUGUUGAGAACUUGGACUGA
Messenger RNA from Durusdinium trenchii, 1953 nucleotides. NCBI's taxonomy places the organism in Eukaryota, Dinophyceae, Suessiales, Symbiodiniaceae. The record is from the annotation of a GenBank genome assembly.